Aspergillus tanneri is the source of this 756-nucleotide messenger RNA. RefSeq lists its product as uncharacterized. NCBI's taxonomy places the organism in Eukaryota, Fungi, Ascomycota, Eurotiomycetes, Eurotiales, Aspergillaceae. Bases 1 to 756 code for a protein of 251 amino acids. The transcript has 5 exons. The record is from RefSeq and is a predicted model, not a curated record.
AUGUCUGACUCAACCGUCGUCUUCAUCUCCGGUGUUGCCCGAGGCAUCGGGAGGGCCUUGACUGAGGCCUACCUCUCUCGCCCCAACCACACCGUCAUCGGCAGUGUGCGGGAUCGCUCCGCCCCCAAUGCGAAGACGCUGGAGGCUUUCCCUGCCGCGGCUGGCUCGCGAUUGCUGCUGGUAAGCAUCGAGAGUACCUCCGCUGAGGAUGUUACCAAGGCGGUCCGUGACAUUGAGGCCGCCGGAGUCACCCAUCUGGAUAUUGUCAUCGCCAAUGCUGGCAUUUGCCCCACACCAACGUCGAUAGCCACGGUUGACGUGAAGGAUGUGACCGAGGCCUUUACCAUUAACACGGUGGGACCUAUCAUUCUCUAUCAAGCGCUGUUGCCGCUGCUCAAGAAGUCUACUGGUUCGCCAAAGUGGCUGUCGGUCUCAACGGGCGCUGCUUCCCUUGAGCGUCUGGAGGUCCACCACGCGUACGGCGUGGCGGCGUAUGGGAUUUCCAAGGCUGGCAUGAACUGGUUCACUCUGGCGGCUCACAGCUCGGAGAAGUGGCUGACCGCAUUCGCAGUGCAUCCUGGGCUGGUCCAGACGGACAUGGGCAACAUGGGCGCCCGUAUGCAGGGAAUGGAGCUGGCUCCGAAUACACUCGAAGAGAGCACCAGCAAGACCAUCGCCAUCCUGGAUAGCGCGACUCGCGAAAAGACGUCUGGCAAGUUCAUCAACGUCAUUGAUGGGACAGAGUUCCCCUGGUAA